GACGUACUUAUCUCAGAAAAAUAAAAAUACAGCUGAUCGAACGAUAGAUACAGAACAGAAGACACUAGUAGUAAACUCAGAAGUUUUGUUCGUGUCAGAAAAUGGUGGUUUUGUUCUAAAUAUGGCGAAUGCAGCAAAUCCUCUACCAUAUCUUAACAAACGGGAAUAUGGUCUACUUCUUGAUUUCAAGUCUCAUUUAUUUAAUAAACGACUGAAUGCUGCAAAAAAUUUAUAUCGUCGUGACUUAGUUUGCCAUUUCGGGUGUGUGAAUGCUAUUGAAUUUUCCAGCAAUGGAGAACUGCUCGUAUCAGGUGGAGAUGAUCGAAGGGUCAUGCUAUGGCAGUUUGGGCAGGCAAUGCUCAACUGCAGCAAGCCAGAGCCAAUGAAGGCUUUGCACCAGUCCAACAUUUUUUGUCUCGGCAUCACUAGUGAUAGCCAGAAGAUAUACUCUGGAGGAAACGAUGAUAUUGUGAUAGUACAUGACCUGGAAAGUAAAUCGCCUGUGGAAGUACUGCAGCAUCACCGGGCAGUGUGCAGUUUGAGUAUCAACCCGCAGAAUGAGCAGGUGGUGGCCACGGCUGGCAACGAUGGUCGUCUGCUGCUCUUUGACACCAGACAGUCUGUUCAUGAGUCCCUGGUGAUAUCACGAAGCAGGAAGGCAUUCCACGGCGUCAUGUUUCACCCGCAUCAAGUCGGCAUACUUGUGUCUGCGAAUGCCAGAGAUGGGGUCGCACUUUGGGACCUCCGUUCGCCCAAGCACCCAGCCCUCCGCUACGUGGGCAACAAGGGGUCUGUCCAGAACAGCAUGAGCGUCCGUUUCAACGCGGCCGGCACGCACAUCCUCGCUCUAAGGAGACGAUUGGCGCCCGUGCUCUACGCUAUACAGUCUCCGGAACCUGUGGCCGAGUUCUACCAUCAGGACUACUACAACUCGUGUACGAUGAAGAGUUGCUGUUUCGCUGGUGAGGGCGACCAGUUCGUGUUGUCGGGCUCCGACGACUUCAACCUGUACAUGUGGAAGAUACCUGACGGCGGCGGUGGGGGUUAUGACAUAGAGCCGCACAUCGUGUUAUACGGCCACCGGUCUAUCGUCAAUCAAGUUCGGUACAACCCCCACUAUUCCAUUAUCGCGUCAUCUGGAGUUGAGAAAAUUAUUAAGGUUUGGUCGACGAUGGAGUUCCCAGAAAUGCGAGGCGCGUUGCUGGAGGAGGCGCAGGGCUGCGACAACCCGCGCGGCAUCUACAGCCAUGAGGAGUACGUGUCUCUAGUGCACCACAGCGGGCAGUACAUAUCACACAACUACGCUGAACAGUCGACAUCGGAAGAUCCGCGUAUGAUGGCGUUUUUCGACUCGCUAGUGCAGCGCGAGCUGGAGUGCCUCGCCGAGGAGACGGACUCGCUGGACGGCUCCAGCUCCGCGACCGCGCCCCGCAACGGCUCGGAGUCGUCCGACAGCGAUCAGAUCGUCGCCGACUUUCUGCAGCUACCGCCUAAGCGAGCAAACCCUAAUCUGAGCCGCAACCAAAGGUGUUCAAAUAGAUUGGCGAGAUUAGUCGCCGCGAGGUUUCCUAAAAACUUGCGUUCACAGAAGCGUGGUUCACUAAGGCGGAGUAAACAGUCCCGCGCUUGCUCGCUCAACAAAAGCAAAUGCGGUGCGGCGGGCAAGGGCAAGCAGUGCGGCGGGCGCCGCAGCCGCGCGCCGCGCCGCCCGCCGCGCGCGCCCUCCGCGCCCUCCAGCGAGCGCACCGACUCCGACGAGCCCGCGCAGCGCCUCUACAGGGACGCCGGGAGGAUAUCAUUACGUAGACGUAUGAAUUUAUCGAGAUCAGCGAAGAGAAAAAGCAAAGUCACUAGUUAUAGAAAAAUUAUGAACUUAAGAAGUAAUGUGGCAGCGGCACAAGACAGCAGUGAUAACAAUAACUUUUCUAAUUUUAAUAAUUAUGAUGAAAAUUUAGCUCUUCCAAGCACAAGCACAGGUUACAGGGGUCAAAGUUCAUCGGCGUUAUUUCGGAUAGCGGAGGUGGAUUCAGACGACGAUCAAUCGGUUGGCAGUCGACCCAUAUCGCCUCGUAAUCAAAACGGCAACCACAGCAUCCCGCCAAACCUCAUAAGCAUCAUCCCCACUCCUAUCAACGGAUCUAGGGACUCCCUAGGAGACUCACUUCGAGUCGAACCACCAGAGUCUGAAAGCAACAACUCAUCCCCCCCACCCCCCGAGACACGUCUGAGAAUGAACCUGAGAAGGGUACGAAGAAACGGAAGACCCAGUCUCCACCGAUCAGACGACUCGAGUGAAUCGCCCCCUCCCAAAGAAAGUGCAGAUCGCGCCAAUACUUUGUUAGCCGAGAGGCUAUCACCAGAUGUGGGAUACAACCGAACUGUGGCUCGACUCAUGAAUGAAACAAACGAGAGUGAGUUGGAGAGCAGUUGCAGCACAGAGAGCAGCGUGUGGGCUGCUGGCAGCCUGCUGGGCACGCCCGACAGUGGCGUCGGCACCGUCGCGGGAAGCUCCACAAGACAGCCGCCCGCGGAAGAAGUCUCAGAUGACCCCGAAUACCAAGCAGUUAAGUUCAGACAAAGAAUAAAAAAAGCACGUCGUAGUUACAGAAAACAUAUGGAUUCUGAUUCGAACUGAUCUUGAGUGAAAUUUAUCAAUGUGUUCCAUAUUUUGGACGAAAAAGUGGCGACGUUCCGACGACUGUAUAUUCUACUGUUAUAACAUUAUAAGAUUUUGAAAUCUAUGUAAUCAAUAGGUGAUUGUAUGAGUUAGCUUAUAUGGUUCAAUAAUGCUUUCUUCCUAACCAAGUAGUUGAGAAUGCAGUUGGCUAAGAAAAUAUUUUUCUAACAUUCUUCUUAUAUUUGUCUUACACAUCCUUACAUUGUAAGGACUAAGAAUAUGACGUCACGCUACGAAAAUAAUAUUUAUGAAUGAAAACUUUCAUAUAUAACUUAAAAGAUAGAAGUUCUUGUUAAAAUACAAAAGAAAAAUAGACAAACAUAGGUUAGGAAAACUUAGCCGAUUGCACUUACGCAAAGAUGAAGGAGAGAUGUUUUUAAAAAGCUUUUGAAUCUCAUUUGUGUUUAGAGCGCUUCUUUAGUUUCCCAAUUCAAUUGAAAAAAAAAAUAUUUAUUCCAUGCCCUAGCGGGUUUUUGGGAUUUAUUAAAGCGUGCUAGAUAUAUGUAGGUACAGGGAGAAUCCUUGUAACCGGUUAAGUACUUCCACCAAAUAUGAGUCCCAUAUUAUAGGUACUCAUCAAGGAUUUGUAAAAUUUAAAAUUAAAAAAAAAUGAAAUUCUCGAGCGACAGAGGUAGAAUGAGUUUGUUACAUGAUAAACAUGUAUAUUCCACUAAUCUGUCCAUUUGAGAGGGAUGUAAAGAAAGGAGAGGGGAUACAAAGUUAAAAAAAUGUUUGGUGUUUUCAAAAUAUACAUAUAAUUUUUUUCUUAGAAUUACAAGUAUAAAAUCUGCCCAUUUUUUAUUUACGUGCUUUUUCUAGUUUGAGAGCUAUUUCAUAUUUCACGACGCGAAGGUGCAAUGCUGCUCUCAAUUGAUAUAAAUAAUUGUAUCUAAAACAAGACGAAAAUUAUAAAUGUUCUUCAUUUAUUAUCAGAAUUUGCGUAUCCCCUUCAGAUGUCAGUUUGCAUAAUAAAGAUGAACCAUAUAUAGGUACCUUUAUUAAUCUGACGCGCUUGAGUAUUUCAUAAUAGCGAAAAUCUAUCCGCUCCCUGCACCGCUCCAAAGGUAUAUAUUUUAUGGCAUUCUUUUCUAUUUAUUAUAGCUUCGCAACCAUAUAGGUCUCUAUGAAGCUCGAGUAAUUCCUGAUUUAGCAUCGAAGGCUCCCCUUACUAUAUAAAACAUAUUUUGUAUUUGGAUUAAGAGAUUGGACGAAAUGAUUUCGCUUUUUUAUAGUUUAUUAUCAUGAAAAUAUGUGAUUAUUAUAUUAUCAAGUACUUUAGCUAUAAGGUCGUCUUCAAUGUUCCCUGAAAAGCACAAAUACAUGCUGCUUUAAUAAAACAUGACGAAUAA
Amyelois transitella is the source of this 4026-nucleotide messenger RNA. Its product is annotated as DDB1- and CUL4-associated factor 5. The coding region runs from base 122 to 2635 and encodes 837 amino acids. Gene Ontology annotation, biological process: negative regulation of fatty acid biosynthetic process. The transcript has 14 exons. The record is from RefSeq and is a predicted model, not a curated record. Gene Ontology annotation, molecular function: protein binding. Lineage: Eukaryota; Metazoa; Arthropoda; Insecta; Lepidoptera; Pyralidae. Gene Ontology annotation, cellular component: cytoplasm; Cul4-RING E3 ubiquitin ligase complex.